Syzygium oleosum is the source of this 814-nucleotide messenger RNA. RefSeq lists its product as uncharacterized. Lineage: Eukaryota; Viridiplantae; Streptophyta; Magnoliopsida; Myrtales; Myrtaceae. The transcript is spliced from 2 exons. Bases 61 to 378 code for a protein of 105 amino acids. The record is from RefSeq and is a predicted model, not a curated record.
UCGCUCGCCAAUGCAUCGAGGCGACCGAGCUCGAGAGCUCGUGUGAAGAUCUCGAGCGGCAUGGAAAGCAUACAGAAGGCCGUGCGCGACAUGGUGAGGGACGUGAAGUUGAGCACCUCGCCCUCGCCGUCGCCGCCGUCGUCCGGAGGCGCGCGUUUCGGCGGAGAAGGAAGGGCUCCCGGAGUCGGGGUCGCUCUGUCGGCGCCGGAGCAUCCUCCUGUUCUGUUCAGCAGGAAUCCUCGAGGGGUGGUAUCUUUGGGGACUUGUUCGAAGCUCUGUGCAAUUUCCCUCGUUGCUGGCAUUUUCUUGGGCUACACUUUAAAACGUCGGGUCCGAGGUUGGGUUUCAAAGCUCCUCAAGAGAUUGAAAGAUGAUUGAUGCUGGCUCUGUCCUGCGUGAAUGUGGUGCCCGACUUGGAGGUUCGUCACGGAGCGAAAUCUGUUGUGACAUAUUGACAUAUACAAGCUCCUUUGUUGCCUUGAAUUACAACAUAGAUCAGCCAAAUAUACUUUCCACCUCCUCGUGCGAUACCUUAUCUCUCAUCUGUGGGAACAAUUAUCUCCUCCUUCAUGCUCUGGUAUUUUCUAAUGAUUCAAACUAGAAGUGGUCAUGGGGCGGGCCUUGGCAACCUGAGGAUCAGGCCUAACUUAUUGCCUGGGUUAGCCAUCACUCAUUUGUCUGGUCUCUGCGUCUUCUUCUUCAAUUUGAUGCUUCCUUUCGCAGAUUUUUGCAGUUUAUACUCUUAUCUAGGAAGCAGAUUACUGUUAAAGUUGAACAGAUUGUUUGAAGAUUAAGCAUGGUGCUAGUUUCCAAA